This is a messenger RNA of Ascochyta rabiei, 2814 nucleotides long. RefSeq lists its product as uncharacterized. The transcript has a single exon. Gene Ontology annotation, molecular function: 5-oxoprolinase (ATP-hydrolyzing) activity. Gene Ontology annotation, cellular component: cytosol. NCBI's taxonomy places the organism in Eukaryota, Fungi, Ascomycota, Dothideomycetes, Pleosporales, Didymellaceae. The record is from RefSeq and is a predicted model, not a curated record. Gene Ontology annotation, biological process: glutathione metabolic process. Bases 1 to 2814 code for a protein of 937 amino acids.
AUGUUCAAGUCCUCGUCCGUGGACCCCGGCUCAGUAGCCAGCGUUACGAUUGGAACAACACACUUUGUGAACGCAGUGAUAACCCGCGACUCAAGUCGGCUAUCAUCAGUUGCCGUACUACGUCUAUCGGGACCAUUCAGCAAGCAUGCACCGCCUUGCGUCGAUUGGCCGGCUCCUCUAAAGAAAAUCAUACUGGCACACUACGCCUUGAUCAAAGGCGGCCUGGAAGUUGAUGGCAAUCUCAUCUCUGAUAUCGAAGAGCAUGAAAUCGUGGAGCAGUGCAGGAUCAUAAAAGAGAAGGGCAUUAAGAGCAUCGUUGUCAAUAGCGUGUUCAGCCCGAUUGACACAGUAGAAAAGCAGGAAGAGCGCGCAGCCGAGAUCAUCAAGCGAGAGCUCGGUGAACAAGUCGAAGUUGUGCUCAGCAAGACUGUCGCAAGUCUUGGCUUUUUGGAAAGAGAGAACGCCGCGAUCCUGAAUGCUUCGAUCCUGUCUUUCGCGCGCAAGACCAUUGCGUCUUUCCAAUCUCCCAUCAGGAAGCUUGGGUUGAAUUGUCCAGUGUUCAUCGCGCAGAACGACGGCACCAUUCUCAGUGGCGAAGCAGCAAGUCAGUUACCAAUCCGUACAUUCUCCUCGGGGCCCACCAACAGCAUGCGUGGUGCUGCGUUUUUAGUCGGGAAACAGGAGCAUAGCGAGGCGAUGAUGGUGGUUGAUGUAGGAGGUACAACAACAGAUGUUGGCCUACUACUUGCCAACGGGUUUCCACGCCAACAAGCAGCCUACUCAGAGCUCUCUGGUGUAAGGAUGAAUUUCUCAUGUCCGGAUGUGAAGAGCAUAGGUCUCGGAGGCGGUAGCCUGGUCAGAAAGAUUGGAGACCAACUGCAAGUUGGGCCCGAGUCAGUGGGCUACAAACUAUCGGAGAAAGCGUUGGUCUUCGGCGGAGACGUACCAACCGCCACAGACUACACCGUAGCAAGCUCGUCCGAUAUCUCGAUAGGCACACCAGAAAAGGUGCGAGGCAGGCUCAACGACAACGACAUUGCAGCCUUCAAGAGGGAGACGAAGGACAUGCUGGAGCGCAUUGUCGACACUAUGAAGACAUCGCCGGAAGACAUACCUGUACUGCUCGUUGGAGGUGGUGCCGUGGUGGCGCCAGACAGCCUGAAGGGUGCGAGCCGCGUCGUAAAGCCAAAGUGGUCAGGCGUAGCGAACGCGAUUGGUGCUGCCAUGGCACGAGUUAGCGCUGUUGUAGACACUGUGAAAUCCACGGAGAAGCAGACCGAAAAGGAACUCCUAGCGGAAGUCGAAAAAGAUGCAAAACAGCGGGCUAUUGAUGCAGGCGCACAUAUCGAAUCGGUCGAGAUUGUGGAAGUUGAAUCGUUGCCGCUGCAGUAUGUAGCGAACAAGACGCGUUUCAUCGUCAGAGCAGCUGGAGAUUUCGACUUUUCUCGGUCGCAAGAUUUUACGGACCUCCAUGUCGCCAAAGCAGAGGAUGAUGCGGAAACAGACUCGGAUUUUUUACAGAGCACAGGUGCGCCAGCAUCGACAGAAGACACCGCAGACAAAGACGAUACAACUAGUACGGUUGAUAUCGUGGCUUACAAGCCCAAGGUCAUCAACCGUGAAUGGUUGAUCUCAGAGACCGACCUUGAUUGGAUCACUAUAGGCUGCUAUAUCUUGGGCACUGGAGGCGGUGGCUCACCGUACUCCACGAUGCUGCGAGUGCGCGGUAUUCUGCGAGCUGGCGGCAUCAUAAGAGUCAUCAGCCCUGACAAUCUUAAAGAUGAAGAUCGAGUCGGCUGUGGCGGCGGUGCAGGAAGUCCGACUGUAGGCAUCGAAAAGCUGUCCGCUGAUGAGAUGAUGGAUGCUCAGAACUGUCUGCAAGAGCUCUUCAAGGGCGGCCGCGCAACACAUGUGAUCCCUCUUGAGAUUGGCGGCUCGAAUGGCCUUCAGGGACUCGUCCUAGGCGCAUCGUCGAACAUGAAUGUUCCUUGUGUCGAUGGCGACUGGAUGGGACGUGCCUACCCAACAAAGUGGCAGACCACACCCGUUGUGUUUGGGGAGCGGGAGAUCGUCUUUGCCCCGGUAUGCGUUGCUGACGGUAACGGCAACACACUUUACCUGCCCACAGCGAAAAGUGACUUGAAGGUCGAACAAAUCAUAAGGUCAGCUCUGAGUCAGAUGGGGAGCUCUGUCGGUGUUGCUGAUGCCCCAGUCACGGGUGACGAGACAAGACGCUGGGCAGUCGAGCACACGAUAUCCCUCUCAUGGCGAAUAGGCCGAGAAGUUGCACGCGCAAGGGAAGAUAACAGAAUUGACAACGUCGCUGAGUCCAUCAUUGACGCUGUAGGCGGACCAGAAACAGGUCGCGUCCUUUUCAAGGGCAAGAUCGUCAGCGUUGAGCGCAAGCUCUGGAAUGGCCACGUCUACGGCGAAGUCGUUAUCGAAGGUACCGGGCCUCAAUACUCUGGCAGGGUCAAGAUUCCCUUCAAAAAUGAGAACAUCGCUGCUAUCCGCAUGCACGACGGCGAAGAAGUCAAGACUGGCAAGGAACGCAAUGAAGAUGUGCUUGCUAUCGUGCCGGACUUAGUGUCGGUUAUUGAUGCGCAAAAUGGCGAGGCUAUCGGGACACCAGAAUAUAGGUAUGGUUUGCUGGUCUUGGUGAUUGGCAUCACUGCUAGUGAACGAUGGACGAGUCCGAAGGGUGUCGAGAUAGGAGGCCCGAAUGCCUUCGGUCUGAAUCAUCUCGAGUACAAACCGUUGGGCAAGUUUGUGAAACCAGUCAGCGUGAUUGACGAGUACGAAGACAAGGCAUGA